Molecule: messenger RNA, 439 nt
Organism: Antrostomus carolinensis (chuck-will's-widow)
Lineage: Eukaryota; Metazoa; Chordata; Aves; Caprimulgiformes; Caprimulgidae
Gene: CCBE1
Product: collagen and calcium binding EGF domains 1
Exons: 4
Molecular function (GO): calcium ion binding
Source: RefSeq, a predicted model, not a curated record
GAAAAAAUGCUGUAAAGGUUAUAAGUUUGUUCUUGGACAAUGCAUCCCUGAAGACUAUGAUGUCUGUGCCGAAGCUCCUUGCGAACAGCAGUGCACAGAUAACUUCGGGCGAGUCUUAUGCACUUGCUACCCGGGGUACCGCUAUGAUCGGGAGAGGCACAGGAACAGGGAGAAGCCUUAUUGCCUGGAUAUCGACGAGUGUGCCACAAGCAAUGGGACGCUGUGCUCUCAGAUCUGUGUCAACACGAUGGGCAGCUACAGGUGUGAGUGUCACGAAGGCUAUAUCCGGGAGGAGGAUGGCAAGACAUGCACCAAAGGAGAUAAAGCUGGGCUUCCUGAGAAAUCUGAAAAUGUGGCAAAAUCGGGGACGUGCUGUGCCUCUUGUAAGGAAUUUCAUCAAAUAAAGCAGACGGUUUUACAACUGAAGCAGAAGGUAUGA